AUGGCAGAAAUUAUCCCGGUAACGGAGUUCCCGGACUAUGCUGUCGACCCAACAGGCGGCAACCCCAUAACACAUGAUCUCAAUGCGCCUUAUGACAAGGGCGACCUCUGCUGGCUGCUGGUAUGCACUAUUCUAUGCUGGCAGAUCACGCCGGCCAUUGGUUUUCUCUAUGCCGGAAUGCAUCGUAGGAAAGCCGCAAUGACGAUGAUACUGCAGUCUCUUUUUUGCGCUUGUGUUUGUGGGCUGCAGUAUUGGCUUUACGGCGCCUCGUUAUAUCAAUCACGAACCACGAAUCCUAUCCUUGGCGACGUGUCACAGGCGGCCUUUCACAAUAUCUUGGCAUCUCCAUCCUUUGCAAACAAAGAUAUUCCGGAUAUCUUAUAUGCUGCUUUUGGGUUUACCUUCGUUACGGCGACGGCAAUGAUCUUGGCUGGCGCGAUGCUCGAGCGUGGCCGUCUGGGUCCCAGCAUGCUGUUCCUCCUUUGCUGGACAACCUUCGUUUACUACGUUCUGGCAUAUUGGGAAUGGAACCCCAGCGGCUGGCUUUAUCAGCUCGGCCUUUACGACUUCGCCGGCUCCGGCCCCGUACAUAUCGCUAGCGGCUUCGGAGCCCUUGCAUGGUCCAUGAUGCUGGGUCCUCGUAUCGACGACAGCGGCGCAACAAACAAGAGGCAUAUGCCCCAUUUCAAAGCACACGACCCGCUGCUCAUGGUCCUCGGUACCGUUCUCAUUUGGUUUGGAUGGUUUGCUUUCAACGGCGCCAGUACCGCAAACCUUAGCCUGCGGUCCAUUUACGUUGUCGUGAACACCAACUUUGCUGCCUGUGGCGGUGGCGUGACCUGGGCUGUAUUGGACUACAUCUACAUCAAGAAGUUCAGUCUGGUUGGCCUUUGCUCCGGCAUAAUCUCGGGUCUGGUUGGAAUCACACCCGCAGCUGGCUACGUACUCGUAUAUGUAUCGCCACUGGUUGGCAUACUUACAGCAGUCUGCGCUUUUUACACAGUCAGAUACCAGCAUCUCUUUCGCGUGGACGAUGGCCUUGAUAUUUUCGCGAUUCACGGUGUUGGCGGGUUUGUCGGUGAUAUACUGACCGGCAUCUUUGCCCACAAGAUGGUUCCUGCUCUUGACGGAGUCAGCGGGGACACAUACGAAGGUGGUUGGUGGAACGGCAACUUCAGACAAAUGGGUCUGCAGCUGGCUGGUGCGACAACUUGUGCCGCCUGGUCCUUUUUUGUCUCAUGCAUUUUGCUGUUCGCCAUCAACAAGAUCCCCGGCAUGCGUCUUCGUGCUAGCGAAGAGGACGAGAUGAGAGGUCUUGACUUUGCGUAUAUCGACGACGUCAUCUCGGAUUAUGAUGGCGGCAAUAUGGUUAUCCAUAAUGGCCAGGUUGUCGAGACACCGAGACCUGCUAGUUAUUCCAAGAGUGCCUAG
Molecule: messenger RNA, 1431 nt
Organism: Colletotrichum graminicola M1.001
Lineage: Eukaryota; Fungi; Ascomycota; Sordariomycetes; Glomerellales; Glomerellaceae
Product: ammonium transporter
Exons: 5
Coding region: 1-1431 (476 amino acids)
Biological process (GO): ammonium transmembrane transport
Cellular component (GO): plasma membrane
Molecular function (GO): ammonium channel activity
Source: RefSeq, a predicted model, not a curated record